Messenger RNA from Phaeoacremonium minimum UCRPA7, 1467 nucleotides. Its product is annotated as putative flavin-containing monooxygenase protein. Bases 1 to 1467 code for a protein of 488 amino acids. The transcript has 6 exons. The record is from RefSeq and is a predicted model, not a curated record. Gene Ontology annotation, molecular function: monooxygenase activity; flavin adenine dinucleotide binding. Lineage: Eukaryota; Fungi; Ascomycota; Sordariomycetes; Togniniales; Togniniaceae.
AUGUCUAACAAAUCAGGGUUCAAGGAGGAAUACCCUCCCAAGGCCGACUUGCGGAAGCUGUAUCGACCUCUGCCCUUCAUCACUCCCGGAACCGUCAAACCAGAUCUAGGUAACGAUGAGAUUAUGAAACAAGUUGGUUCAGUAUUGAGCAACGUCAAUGCUGCCCUAGAGAAUGGUGACGCGCCAGCUCUAGAGCAGUGUUUCUUCAGUGACCAAGCCCACUGGCGCGACAUUUUGGCACUAACAUCGCACUUGCGAACAUUUUCUACUCCGGCUGGAAUUGUUGGGGCACUUCUGGCGACAAAGAAGCUCAGUGGCUUCUCUGGGGGUCUUCGACUUCAAGGCGAGCCCAAAUUCGUGCCCGCUACUCCUGUAUUGCAAUUUAUCGAUAUCUGGGUCACUUUCAGGACCAGUCGUCCUGCAGCAACAUGUAAUGGCCGUAUCCUCUUGUUGCCAGUUAAAGAGACCAAAGACGACCAAAACAAGAUAACAUGGAAGAUCUGGACAUUGACAACGCUCAUUGAAAACCUCGAUCUCCAAUCCGAGGAUGAGUCUCUCCUCCGGUCCCCAGGAAAGAGCUUUGCUGGCGUUGAGGAGAUUGAGAUUCCCGUGUUCAUCCUCGGAGGCGGCAAUGCUGCCCUAAGUCUUGCAGCACGAUUAAAGGCUCUGGCCGUAGAAAGCGUUAUUGCAGAGCGCAAUCCCCAUUCAGCCAUUGUCAUUGGAUCUGCCAACACGGCCUUCGACAUCAUGAAAGACUGCCACAGCGCAGGGUUGCAAACCACUAUGGUUGUGCGCUCUCCGACUUACAUAUUCCCUGUCAAAUACAUCAACGAUGCACAUUCUUUGGAGGGCCAGUUCAUACACGGUCUGUUUGGUCACCUCGCAUCUCUGGAGCCAGACCGCUACAAAGCACUUGCUGAUGCGGGCUUUCCUGUCAUUGACAGCCGUCAUCCGGAUGCUGACGUCAACCACCAUCUGAAUGAGCGUGCUGGAGGUCACUACGUGGAUGUUGGGCCCGCAGUAAAACUGAUAGCUGACGGAAAGGUAGCCGUGAAGUCCGGCGUUGAGCCCAAAGGGUUUACAGCAACUGGCCUUGUCAUGUCAGAUGGAAGCACUGUUGAUGCCGAUGCCGUGGUAUGGUGCACUGGUUUUGCGGACAGAGAUGUCCGCGGUACUGCGGCUGGUAUCUUAGGCGGCGCCGAUGGCGAAGGCUCGACAAGCACAACUGGUAAGGAUGUCUUAGGGCCCUGGGACGUUGCGACCCGCCUCGAUGCAACCUGGGGCGUUGACGCCGAAGGCGAGAUCCGCGGUAUGUGGAAGCGUCAUCUGCGCAUGGAGAAUUACUGGGUCAUGGGCGGCCAUCUACCACUUCAGCGAUGGAACUCUCGGGCCCUUGCGCAACAAAUCAAGGCGUCAAUUGAAGGAAUCCUACCACCUGCAUAUCGAGACACGCCCGGAUCUUCGUAG